This is a messenger RNA of Lucilia cuprina (Australian sheep blowfly), 3416 nucleotides long. RefSeq lists its product as uncharacterized. The transcript is spliced from 10 exons. Bases 154 to 3054 code for a protein of 966 amino acids. Gene Ontology annotation, cellular component: phosphatidylinositol 3-kinase complex. Gene Ontology annotation, molecular function: 1-phosphatidylinositol-3-kinase regulator activity. Gene Ontology annotation, biological process: phosphatidylinositol phosphate biosynthetic process; intracellular signal transduction. NCBI's taxonomy places the organism in Eukaryota, Metazoa, Arthropoda, Insecta, Diptera, Calliphoridae. The record is from RefSeq and is a predicted model, not a curated record.
CUUUUUUUAUCAACUGUUCAAAAUAUGGCUACUAAAUUGAUUGUAUAUUUUAUAGUGAAAAAAUGUAAAAAAUAUUAAAAUCUGUGCGUAAAAUUUAUAUUUUGAUGGAAAAUACUUUAAUAAAAAACAAGCUGAAGAUAGUUCAUUAUUAAUAUGGAUUCUUCGACGAAAAUCAAGGAUUCUUGUUGCAAUUCUUCAGCAACUGCUUCGGUGAUAGCUAGCAUCUGUAGUAGUGACAGUUUUAGUAUUUUCCCGCCACAUCAUCAUGACUUGGCAAGUGCCAAUAGUAUUGAAUUAAAUGCAGCAGCUUCGUUGAGCGAUGACUCUGGUGUACCACUAACAACAAAUAGUUCAAUAUCUAGUGGUGAUUCAUAUCGAUUGGGAUUGUGUAAAUUCGAUAUAGAAAUUGUUGAGAGUGAUGGCGAAGUUUCGCAAUUUGAUUCAUUGGAUAAUUGCUCUGAAGGGGGCAUGAGUGCUGAAAAUUUCAAUACAUUAAAAAAGGGGCCUCUAGCUCCUAUAGACCCUCCUCCAGAAUUUCAAGAUUCUCCGCAAACAACACUUGUGAGAUCUAUGACAAAAAAUCGAGUUGGCAGCUUAAGGCGUUGGACAUCAUCGCAGUCAUCUUUUGAACAUUUGAAGGAUCAUGGUAGUGGCGAAACAACUAAUAUAAAUAUUGCAACAUUAGGUAAUACUAGCAAUUGUGAUGUUGAUGGGAACAUCGAUAAGGAUAACUAUACAUUAGAAGAUGAUAAAAUAUCGAAGGAAUUAUAUGCCGUUAAUAAGCACUUGUACUCAAGUGAUUCAAUUCUUAAUUCACAUACAGAUAACAUUUAUGACGAGCCGAAUAACAUACUAAGCUCGUCACUUGGCAAUAGCGUUGACGUAUUGGAAUCAGAUUCACCAUCUCAAUCACUUCCACCGCCCCCGCCUCCAGUAUCUAUAGUCAAAAUAAAACAGACAUUGUGCCCCUACUUUCAGGAUCAUACGCGGUAUUUCAAAGCCAUCCCAUCGGAACAGGAUAACAUAACAACUGCAGCUCAACGUUUCAAUAUACCAGGUCUUUCAGAAAUACAUGAUUAUGAUCUCUAUUAUGGAAUUAAGCGAAAUACAUAUCAACAAUACGAUAAUAGUCUACAACGAAAAGUCAUGUAUAGUCCUUUAAGUAACUCACAUCAUUGCCACAAUCAUAUCUACCACGGUGGUAUGAGCAGUAACCGACCCAACUCAAGGAACUCUUUGAAUAGCCGUCUUUCAAGCUCUCACAAUUCAUUGAGUGUAUCUUCGGCGAAUAAACCCGACGAUUCUAUAUUUAUUACGCAAGCAAUGUCACAUGAUGCUCUUUUAACUAGAGAGAUUUCCGAUUUUUAUAAUGUUCCAAUCGACUCUGAUAUUUAUGCUUUGCCCGUUGAUAUGAUCAGGUCUGAAAAGGAACGAUUCAAACAGAAUCACAGACACAAUACAUCCGACUGCGUUGUUCAUGAAACCAAAGAAAUGGUGCUACAGAACAGUUGUAAUAAACAUAAUAUUGCCAAGUGUCAUCACCAGACAAAAUCAAAUCGUAAAAAUAGGAAUAAAAGAAAAAAACGAUCGACUUCAAAUUGUAUGGACAACAAUGGAGAAUGCAGUGAUCAGGCGCCAAGUCACAUAUCAACUAGCACAGCAUCAAGGUAUACCUCGACAUUUAUCUCUACAUCUAGUAUUCAGGACGACACUAAUAUCAGCGAACCAUUGCAUAUGACAUUAGACGAGGUCAAACAGUUUUAUCACACAUUGUACUCAGACACAAAACCAAAUCCAGACGCAGGUGGUUGCAGUAGUGGGGGCGGUGGAACGGCACUUCGACACAUUAAAAAUGUAAAUCAUCAUGCCGCUGCUAAGUCCUCCAACGAAACAAUUUGGAGCGGAUCGACUGCACGUUCGCGUAGUAGUAAUUCUACUCUAGCACAAAAUAGAACUGAUAAAAAUGUCCCUUCACAUUUCAACAAAAACAACAUUGUUUCCCAGAAACAUUUUGCUUCAGACACUGAAGCGAUUCAUAGUAUUAAUAAUAACAACAGUUUGACUGCAAUAAAUAAUCACAAUAAUCAAAACCAAAAUCAGAAUCAAUCACCCAUAACUAAAGCCUACCAUUAUCAGGAUAAGGAUCAAUCAAUGCACAAUACACAAUCAAUUAUUAAGGCAAACAUUAUAGCGCCUAAUGAAAAGAAGUCACAAUUCACAUUAAAUUUAAAACAAAAAUUUUGUAGCAUUUUCCGUUUUCGUAAAAAUCAUAAUCGUUGUAGUAGUAGAAAUGUUGCCAACGAGGGCGAUGAUAAUAAUUCAAAUAGUGAAAAGGGAACACAUAUCUCUUCAAAAUCAACAGAUGAAAAACGUAAAAAAUUCCAGUCAAGAGCUCUUCCACCUCUACCCAAAAAAGAACCUAUAGAAGAAACUCGGGAAAUAUCUGAUGACAAAUCCAAUAACAAAGAAGAGAAAAAAACAGAAAAUCGAUCAUUCCAUUUUACAUCAAGCAUUGAGAAAGUUAAAGAUUAUGGCUGGUACUGGGGUCCACUAUCAAGUGAAGCAGCGGAAAAAGUUUUAUCAAACGAGCCCGAUGGAAGUUUUAUAGUACGUGACAGCUCCGAUGAUCAUUACAUAUUUUCUCUUAGUUUUAAACUAAACAACUGUGUCCGGCAUGUUCGAAUUGAACAAGAUCAAGGCACAUUUUCCUUUGGAUCAUAUGCAAAAUUUAAAUCUCAAACAAUAACCGAAUUUAUUGAAAAAGCUGUGGAACACUCGCGUAGUGGCAGAUAUUUAUUCUUUUUACAUCGAAGGCCAGAACAUGGACCAAUGCGUGUGCAAUUGACAAAUCCGGUAUCUAGAUUUAAACAUGUGCAAAGUUUACAACAUAUGUGCAGAUUUGUAAUAUUAAAAGCGGUGGUAAGAAAGGACUUAAUACAAACAUUACCAUUGCCCAGAAGACUUUUAGACUAUCUUAAUUAUAAGCAUUGUUAUUCAGAACAAGUUGAAAGUGAUAGUUCCAAUUCUCAGAUUUCAGGAGAAGGCUCCUUGUAGACUUGUUCAACAUUAUUGUUUUAAAUGUUAUCAACUUAUUUUAAAUAUAGGAGUAGUUACCAUAUUAUACACGAUAGUUAGAAUUACAGUGUAUAACAAACAAACAAACAAUUAACCGAUUGUCUCUUAGUAUUGGAUUAUGUUAAUAAUAAAAUUAUUGCUGCUCACAAAGUAUUUGUACUCGGUGCUAUAAUAUAAGAUAUGUAAAAUUAAACGUAACAUGAAUAAUACUAGUAGUAAUUACAGAAUUUUGACUGAAUUGCAAAUAAAAUAUAAAAAUACAUCUAUAUUUGAAUACAGUAUUUAAGUUAAGCUAUUAAAAGAAUACAAAAUACAAAAAAUCCGAAAACAAAACAAAAAUA